AUGAUCGAAAAACGCCAAAGAGCGCGAUCGCGCUUCUUCGAUUACAUAUCAAAAAAAGCCGAAGAGUGCGAUAGCGCUUGUCAUGUUCAAUGCGAAACUAUUAAACGAAAUAAGGCAGAAGGAAGUAUAAUGAGCCAAAAAAUUAAAAUUACAAGCAUAAACGAAAAUCCAAGUUGUCCGAGUGACACCGAUGACUCUGACAUCAUUCCUAUCAAGAAGAGCAAAAAACGUAUUUUCAGUAGUUCGGAGAGUGAUAGCGAUUUUUCGAUACACGAUGAUUCAUGUGCAGAGGACUCACUAAGAAUAACCAAAGAAAAUACCGACAAUUCUGAAGCAGAAUUUACUGAAUUGGAGGUGAAAGCAUUCAUAGCAAUGAUUCUAGAAAUGGGCAUUACAAGAAGACCCAAUAUACCUUCAUAUUGGAGCAAAAAUUCACGGCAGAUAUUAUGUUCUUUAUGUUUUCCACCUAGUCAUUCUAAUUACGAUCCCUGUGUAAGAUUUGAACCCCUUGUUAGACACGCUAACAGAGUUUUUAAAUUAUAUUAUAUACCUCAUAAGGAAUUAUCAAUCGACGAAUCCUUAGUUGGAAUGUUAUGUCAUUCAAGUAUAACUCAAUACAUGCCAAACAAAAAACAUCAUCGCUGGGGCAUAACAUUUUGGAUGUUAUGCGAUGCAGUUUCGAAAUAUUGUUUAACCUUUUAUUGUUAUAAAGAUGCAAAAUCAAAAAGUAAUAGUGACAAAAAUACGUUUGGGUUAGGAUAUAAUGUCGUGGUAAAUUUAUUAAAUGAAAGUAAUUGUUUAAAUAAAGAAUAUCACUUCUUUGUUGACAACUUUUUUAGUAAUAUUGAAUUAGCAAGAUAUUUAUAUUCCAACAAUACUUAUUUAACCGGAACUAUCAGACAAAAUAAAAAAUGUAUUCCCGAUCACUUAAAAACAGUUAAUGUAAAUGAAGCGAAAUAUUUCAAAGAUAAUAAUGUGCUCCUUUGUGCGUAUCGUGAAAAGAUAAGCGUAAAAAAACCAGUAAUACUAAUUUCAACUAAAUGCGAAGAUAAAAAUGUGACGGGAACAAAAAAAAGACACGAUAGAGAAAAACAUUCAAGAAAACCUGCCAUCUUUCACUCUUACAAUACCUUCAUGGAUGGAGUAGACGAAUCAGAUAAAAUGUUAUACACAUACCUUGAUGAACAUAGAACUGCUACGUUUAGUAAAGUUGCCACAACGCAACUUACGGAAUUGCAUAGUGUGUAG
This is a messenger RNA of Vespa velutina, 1248 nucleotides long. RefSeq names its product piggyBac transposable element-derived protein 4-like. The record is from RefSeq and is a predicted model, not a curated record. Lineage: Eukaryota; Metazoa; Arthropoda; Insecta; Hymenoptera; Vespidae. Bases 1 to 1248 code for a protein of 415 amino acids. The transcript is spliced from 6 exons.